AUGGAAAACAAUAUUGAUGAAGUGCAAGGGAAUAUUCAAAACCCCGCAGAUGAUAAACAUACCGUCCAGACAUCUAAUGAAAAACAUGAAAAUAUUGAACUAACUGAAGUAAAAGGAAUUAAUUUAGCAUUAGAUCCUAAUUUGAUUACUUUACCUAUUUAUAAAUCUUCUAAUACACCUGGGACAAAUCCAAACUUAACGUCUUCGGAAAUCGAACCUAAUAAUGACUUAAGUAAUGACAACACAACUUCGAACACAACUCCAACUUAUAUGGGUGAAUCGUUAAUUAACAACCCUCAUGAGAUAUUUGGCCAAAUGCCUCUAACUCAAUUAAUUCCGUUAAUAUUGAAACAACAAGGUCCUGGGUUUAGAUUUGCGGAUCUAUCAGAAGAGAGCUUACGCUAUGAAAUAUCAAAGGAAAAUAUGAACAAUAAUCUUGCAUUACAUAUUGAGGAUAAAAGCAAAAAUAUUAAUUCAAUUCAUGAAGAAAUAAAUAGCGAACUAAAUAAUAAUACCAAGAUUGGCUUAGACACAGAAAUUACAUCCGAUACGGAUGCGAUGGAUAUUGAUUUUGAAGAUAAAAAUGUAAUCUCUGGAAACAAUAAACUUGAACAAAAUAGCUCAAGAUUUCAUCCUACAGGUAAUGAUGAAGAUGAUAUUAGCAAUACAAAUGUGGAGGAAGAAGAUGGGAGUCUAUUAGACGGCAGCAAUAAGGAUGAUACUAUUGAACUAACACAGGAGAGAUUUAUAAAAAUACGUAAAGAAAUGCUGGAGAAUAUUAAUAUGGCAUUAAAUGAAACAUCUUUAAGUUUGGAAUUUGUAUCUUUAUUGUUAUCUGCAACAAGAGAAUCUGUUGCAACCUCCUCUAUGUCUCCAUAUUUGAAAAAAACUGUACCAACAGGGUCCCUUAAUAGUGAUCAUAUACUAAUUGAAGGUAAGUCACAAGCUGAACUAAAACAUUUAGAGACAUUAGAUAGAGGUUGGAAAUUACAAGCUCUAGAUGAAUCAUCUGAAAUUUUGAAAAAAACUCAUUCUAAAUUAAAAAAUAUAUUAUUUAAAGAACAUAAGUAUUGGAAUAAUCUAUCCAAAUCCAUUGGAAAUAAGGACGUAAUAUUUAAACUUCGGGAUCGUUCCACUGGUGAACGUUAUCUUGGUAUUAAAUAUGGUUAUGAAGACUCUGGUUCCACUUAUAGAUAUGAUCAGGGUACAGCUAGAUUAAAGGCCAACCCAGAAACUAAUAGGCUUGAACUGAUGCCUAUAGAUAGAAACGAAAAUGAAAUUAGCCUUGAUUCUAAACAAAAUGAAAGAUUUAUUAGAAUCCGUAUAUAUACGAAAAUCGAAGGUGAAGAUGAUUAUAUAUUAAGUGGUGAGACAGCACCAGGGAAAAUAUUUGUAGAUAAUGCUGAACAUGGCAAAGAAAAUUCAAGGGAUAUUAGAGACCAAAUUGAACGAUUAAAGGCUUUUAUUUUCGAACAAGAACUGAUGUAUCAAUUGAAAAGAGAAUGUUCAUUAUUAAUUUCAUAUGGUGUCAUACUUGAAGCUGAAAGUAAAAUUGUUAUUGAAUUACCCAAGGAGAAAUUUGAAAUUGAAUAUUUAAAAUUAACAGAUGAUACAGUGAUUAAUCAUGAGCAAGAUGCACCAAGAACUAAUGACAAAAGAGCCUUAUUAAUGCUAAUUACAUUUAGGAUGUUAUUAACUAUGAUAUUUAAAAAGACUUUGAGAGAGAGAUUAACCUCUGCUAAAAGAUCUGAUAAAUUAGUUCCUGAAAGAGAUAUUCUUUUGAUUAGGCCAAUCUUGGGUAGCAUGCGACACAACAAUUAUAAAGUAUUAUUAAGAAAAAUUUUGACCGAUAAUAUUAUUGAUGUGAUUGAAGGUUGUGUGAUUAGAGAAGUUGCUGUUAAUAGAAAGGCAGACGAUGAAUGCAUAAUGGACAGACAUAUAAUGAAACUUUCAAACGAAAUUAAAUCAUUCAAUAAGCUCCUAAAUACAUGGAGUUCCAAAUUUGUAAUAAAUAUUCCCGAAAAAGGUACAUUUGAUAUCUUAUUGGAGAGUCCGAAUUAUUGUAAUGCCGUUGUUUCAAUCAAAUACAGUGAUCUACUAUCUAAUAUAUCGUUUGACACUAAAUUUAAUGAGUUUAAAGAAAUUGAAGAAUUUAUUAUCUUUAUUGUAUCUGAAUAUAUUGAAAACUCUGAAAAUAGUAUUAAAAAAGAAUAA
This is a messenger RNA of Henningerozyma blattae CBS 6284, 2214 nucleotides long. RefSeq names its product Srb4p (gene SRB4). Gene Ontology annotation, cellular component: mediator complex; core mediator complex. The transcript has a single exon. Gene Ontology annotation, molecular function: transcription coregulator activity. The record is from RefSeq and is a predicted model, not a curated record. NCBI's taxonomy places the organism in Eukaryota, Fungi, Ascomycota, Saccharomycetes, Saccharomycetales, Saccharomycetaceae. Gene Ontology annotation, biological process: regulation of transcription by RNA polymerase II. The coding region runs from base 1 to 2214 and encodes 737 amino acids.